This is a messenger RNA of Mercurialis annua (annual mercury), 3392 nucleotides long. Its product is annotated as pentatricopeptide repeat-containing protein At3g09040, mitochondrial-like. Gene Ontology annotation, biological process: RNA modification. Gene Ontology annotation, molecular function: RNA binding; protein binding. The coding region runs from base 253 to 2019 and encodes 588 amino acids. The transcript has 3 exons. The record is from RefSeq and is a predicted model, not a curated record. Lineage: Eukaryota; Viridiplantae; Streptophyta; Magnoliopsida; Malpighiales; Euphorbiaceae.
CCAAAACACUAGGAGUUUAGUUAUCAAAAAUAAAAUUUAAGAGGUUUAUUUUAAGAGGCCUAAAGAUCAGGGGCCAUGAGUCAUAAUUAGCCCUCAACGGAGGAGUGCGAAAAUCGCCACCCGUAUAUGGGUCUUCUUCUCUUUAUUUUGUCUCUUGACCAGUAGCUUUUCUUAGCCCCAUCGUCAUUCAUUCCUUCAAACUCGGUUCCAUAAACUACAAAAAUAAAAAAAAUACAGCAAUUGCUCUCUUUGAUGAUUAGAGAAACUAUUGGCUACUUAUUGCACCGUUGUACCAAGAUUAAAGCUUUUAAUCAUGGGUUUUCUCUUCAUGCUGCUGCCUUGAAAACCGGUUUGAUAUCCGACACUAUUGUAUCCAACCAUGUUGUAAAUUUAUACGCAAAACGUGGAAACAUAAAACAUGCUCGUCAAGUGUUCGAUGAAAUGUCUGAAAAGAAUCUUGUUUCUUGGUCAGCUAUGAUUUCUGGUUAUGACCAUACUGGGCAGCCUUUUUUAGCGCUCAAGUUGUUUUCUCAAAUGAAACUCGUGCCGAAUGAAUAUGUUUUCGCUAGUGUUAUUAGUUCAUGUGCUACUGUUAUGGCAUUGCCUCAAGGGAAAGAAAUUCAUGCUCGGUCUUUGAAGUAUGGUUUUGCGUCUGUUUCUUUCGUCUCGAAUGCGCUUAUUUCAAUGUACAUGAAAUGUGGUCAGUGUAGAUACGCUUUGUUGGUUUACAAUGUAAUAUCUGAACCAAAUGGUGUCACUUUUAAUGCUUUGAUUUCGGGGUUUGUCGAAAAUCGACAGCCUGAGAAAGGGAUGGAAUUUUUUAAAGCUAUGCACCAAAAGGGUUUUGUUCCUGAUAAGUUUACUUUUGCUGGACUGUUGGGAAUUUGUUCCAGUGAUAAUGAUUACUGGAUAGGAAUACAAUUGCAUUGUCAGGCUAUUAAGGUUAAUCUUGAGGAUUCUGCAUUUGUUGGUAAUGUGAUCAUAACUAUGUAUUCAAAGUUUAAACUGGCAGAAGAAGCGGGGAAGCUUUUCGGGCUGAUAAAAGAAAAGGAUCUGAUUUCUUGGAAUACGUUAAUAACUGCCUGUUCUUCUUGUAAAGAUUAUGAAACAGCUUUGAAGGUUUUUAAAGAGAUGAUAGAUGAUUGUGUUGUGAAGCCCGACGACUUUACUUUUGCUGGUGUACUAGCUGCCUGUGCUGGACUGGCAUCAAUUCGGCAUGGGAAGGAGAUUCAUUGUCAUCUAAUUAGAAUACGACAGUAUCAAGAUGUUGCGGUUGGUAAUGCCCUUGUCAACAUGUAUGCCAAAUGUGGUUCUAUUAGACACGCAUAUGACGUAUUCAGCAGGAUGAUUCGUCGCAAUUUAGUCUCCUGGAACACUAUCAUUGCUGGAUUUGGAAAUCACGGGCUUGGAGCAAUAGCCCUUGGACAUUUUAAGAAAAUGGAGAGUAUGGGGAUAAAUCCAGACUCUGUCACAUUUGUUGGACUUUUAACAGCUUGCAAUCAUGCAGGACUUGUGGAAGAGGGCCAACAUUAUUUUGAUUGUAUGGAAGAUAUUUAUGGGAUUUCACCGGAUAUAGAGCAUUUUGCAUGUCUUAUUGAUUUGUUGGGACGGGCUGGGAGAUUACAAGAAGCAGAAGCUUACAUGAAAAAGCUUCCUUUUGGGCAAGAUCCUAUUAUUUUAGGGAGUUUGCUCUCCGCAUGUCGGCUUCAUGGAGAUGUUGUCAUUGGGGAAAACUUAGCAAAACAGCUUCUGAAACUUCAGCCUGUAACUACUUCUCCGUAUGUUCUACUGUCAAACUUGUAUGCUUCGGAUGAGAUGUGGGGUGGUGUUGCGGAGGCAUGGAAGAUGUUGAAAGGCAGUGGACUGAAGAAGGAGCCUGGCCAUAGUCUGAUUGAUGUGAUGGGAAUUUUUGAGAAGUUUACAAUGGGUGAUCUUUCACAUUCAAGGGUUGAAGAGAUAAAAUACAUUCUCAGAGUCUUAAAUUGGGCAGUGAGCGAACUUUCUAUCAAUCCAAAAUAGAGUUCUUUCAAUAAAGGAGAGAUAGUGGUUUCAUCUAAAGCACCUGUUUCUAAAACUUUUGUGGAACAUCCAAUGAAAACUCAGCUGGUUCUGAAUGUUGGUGCUGAAAAUGGAGUGGGUUCAGAACAUGGAGUAGCUGCUAAGUUGCAACAUGAAGAGUUUGCUUUUUCAUGUGCACAAGGAGAUGAGAAUGCAGAAGAGGUCAUAAGUUUGGCUCCACAGGAAGAUCCUGAGAGAAUCAGGCAUGAAACAGCUGCCGGCCACAAAGGCAUCAGGCUGCUAUUAGAGGUUAUCUGGGGAGUCAGGUUUCAUGGAGACUGUUGCUGGCCAGGGUUAGGCGGCUCCAUAGUCUGGCAGUUAUUUGAGUAUGACGUCAAACAGUGGGAUAGAGAUGUGCUAGAUGACAUGUUCAAUACUUGUGAUAUAGUUCGAAUUCUUAAUAUUUCUUUAAGCAUCCGAGACUCAGCUGAUAGUUGGUAUUGGAGGUUUGUGUCGAAAGGGCUUUUUUCUGUCAAAUCGUGCCAUAGGGCCUUGCGGGGGAAGAUCUGGUCCAGUUUCAAGCGUUUGGAAGAAUAUUUGGAAGUAGGAAGUGCCCUUGAAUAUUAAGAAUUUCUUGUGGAGAGUUUGUUCCGGGUUUCGUCCCUACAGCAGACGCUUUAGCUGGAAAACAUUUCUAUAUCAACAGCUCUUGUCCGGAUUGUCGCCAGAAGAAGAAACCAUUUGCCAUCUCCUUAACUCCUAUGUGUUUGCUUCUGACUGUUGGACCUCAGCUCUCCUGAGGUCAGUUGUUUUGAAUAAGUAAGACCCAAAGGCCUGGUGUCUUAACUGGUUAGAGGUGCUCCCGUGCUAGGGAGAGAAUCGAGAUGAUCAAGCCCUAGCUGCUGUUAUUUGUUGUAUGGAAAAACUGUGGGAGCACGGCAGCUGGUGUGGUUAAUGAAGCAGGUUUAUUCCUGCAUGCAUGGAAGAGGGUGAACGUGGAGGAGAAGGGAGGUUUUAUCACUCAGAAUAUUGGUGAUGGUGAUGGAACGGUUUCUUGGGUCAGGCCUGGUUCGGAAUGGGUGAAGGUUAAUGCAGACGCUGCCGUGUUCCGUGAGACUAGCAGCAUUGGAGUUGGGUGUGUUGUCCGGAAUGAAUCUAGGUCAGUGGCCAACCCAGAGGUGUUAAGUUGGUUCCAUGGUUGAUCGAAGUUAGUGACCGGAUCGGAUACCUUGGCAGUUAUCAAUGACUUGAGACAUCUGGAGAUGGAGAGCGGUGAUUUUAUUUUGGAUGAUUGCUUUGGUUUGUUGAAACAAUUUAUCUUUUCUUAAAACGAACACACUUAUUAGCGCAAAAUGCUCGUUUAUUAGCGCAAAAUGCUCGUUUUGUCAGGUUAA